AACAAUAAUAGUUACCUCUACUACGUGGUGAUGGUGAUGAAUGUUGCUUGAAAACGGACGCUAACUCGCAAUUGUUGUUCAUUCUACGAGCAACCGGAGCAACUUCGGAAUAUUCUAUUCUCUACUAGACCACGAGACAGAUAACCCGAAUAUUGUUGUUGUUGUUUAAGGAUAAAAUGGUGGCUAAGGACAGUAAAAAAGAUCUAGGAGCCAAGGUGGAGUCGAUGAAUCCGUAUGAAAAACCACCUGAAAUAUCAACAAGUCAGUCUGUUAAAAAUUUUUUUUACAACAAAGAAACUGGAGCAGUUAUGGGAAGAACAGCCAGCAGUUGGGGAAAAGUUGGAAUAUUUUAUUUGAUAUUUUACGGAGUAUUGGCUGCAUUGGUUUCCAUUUGCUUUUGGUUCUUCUUCCAAACUCUUGAUGUCAGAAUACCAAAGUGGCAAUUGGAUCGAUCUAUCAUCGGAACAAAUCCAGGAUUAGGAUUCAGGCCAAUGCCACCGUCUUCAAAUGUUGAGAGUACUUUAAUUUGGUUUAAAGGAACUGAUCCUGAAAAUUACAAGCACUGGGUUAAUCAAUUGUCUGAUUUUCUUGAAGAUUACAAAAAAUUGGGAUCGACAGCAGGUCGAGGUGCUAGUAUCACAGAGUGUGAUUAUCACAAAUUCCCAAGUCCUGAUCAAGUGUGUGCUGUCAAUGUCCGACAAUGGGAGCCUUGCACCCAAGAAAAUUACUUUGGAUAUCACAAAUCUGGACCUUGUGUCUUCAUAAAGCUCAACAAGAUUUACGGAUGGAAACCAGAGUAUUAUACCGAUGUCCAAGAAUUACCGGAUAAAAUGCCCAGAGAUUUAAAAACUUUGAUCGGUAAUUUGACUGCACGUCAAGCUAAACAAUUGAAUACCAUUUGGGUGUCUUGUGGUGGAGAAAAUCCAGCAGACGAAGAAAAUAUUGGACCAGUUAAAUACAUUCCUCAGCAAGGAUUUCCUGGAUAUUAUUAUCCUUAUGAAAAUACCGUGGGAUAUCUCAGUCCAUUGGUCGCCGUUCAUUUUGAAAGGCCAAAGACUGGAAUUCUUAUAAAUGUCGAGUGCAGAGCUUGGGCAAAGAAUAUAAAACACAAUCGAAAUGAUAAAAUUGGAUCAGUUCACUUUGAACUUUUAAUUGAUUAAAUAUUAAUAAGUAUUUAUAUUUAAAAAAAAAAAAAAAAAUGAAUCUCAGAUGCACCAUCACAAUUUUUCACUAAUCAUUAUUAUCGCUUUAUACAUAUCCAAAAUUAAUAUUUAUAAAAGAA
Cotesia glomerata is the source of this 1282-nucleotide messenger RNA. RefSeq names its product sodium/potassium-transporting ATPase subunit beta-2-like. The transcript has 7 exons. The record is from RefSeq and is a predicted model, not a curated record. Gene Ontology annotation, cellular component: sodium:potassium-exchanging ATPase complex. Lineage: Eukaryota; Metazoa; Arthropoda; Insecta; Hymenoptera; Braconidae. Bases 177 to 1160 code for a protein of 327 amino acids. Gene Ontology annotation, molecular function: ATPase activator activity. Gene Ontology annotation, biological process: potassium ion import across plasma membrane; intracellular potassium ion homeostasis; intracellular sodium ion homeostasis.